This is a messenger RNA of Corythoichthys intestinalis (scribbled pipefish), 2723 nucleotides long. It is a transcript of the gene pros1, whose product is annotated as protein S. The transcript has 14 exons. Gene Ontology annotation, molecular function: calcium ion binding. Bases 201 to 2255 code for a protein of 684 amino acids. NCBI's taxonomy places the organism in Eukaryota, Metazoa, Chordata, Actinopteri, Syngnathiformes, Syngnathidae. Gene Ontology annotation, cellular component: extracellular region. The record is from RefSeq and is a predicted model, not a curated record.
GUCCGGCCCAAUUGAAGCUGCUGACCUCCCGGCGUGCAUUGUGUGGACUAAAUCUGCUUUCUGCAUGAGUUCCACCCACCAGCAUUUAUUAGUGCGCACACACGCACCUAGCUGCGUCCCCCUCUGCCCCCCUCCCACCCCAGUUCUGGUUUAGCGUUUUCGGGAAGAAUAGGGUUUGAAGUCAGUCUUUUACCGGAGCCAUGCGGGGCCAAGCGGGACUUCACAGCUCGACUAUGUGGAGACAGAAUCUUGUGCCAGCAUGUCUCGUUUUUCUGCUGACGUUCGCCGACGCCUCGCGAUUUCUGAGCCAGAGCAAAGCAUCGCACUUCUUGAGCCGACACAAGAGGGCCAACUCUCUUUUUGAAGAGCACAAGAAGGGCAAUCUGGAGAGAGAAUGCAUUGAGGAGCUAUGCAACAGAGAGGAAGCAAGGGAGAUCUUUGAGAACAUCCCUGAGACGGAGUACUUUUACCCAAGGUAUGUUGUGUGUCUGGGCUCCCACAGAGUUGGCGCCAGCAGCGACAAUUCUGAUUCUGUCAUCCCAUCGGAUCUUCGAACCUGCGUGAAAGAAAUCAGCAAUCAAUGCACGCCAUUUCCAUGCUACAGGGAAGGAACUGAGCGCUGCGUGGAUGGUAAAGCCUCCUAUACGUGUGUGUGCAAGCCUGGCUGGAAAGGGCAAAGCUGUGAGAAAGACAUCGAUGAGUGUUCAGAUUCCGAGUUUCCAGCAGGAUGUAACCACAAUUGUUACAAUAUUCCUGGAAGUUUUCAUUGUACGUGUAAAGACGGCUACUAUCUCAGCGACAACAUCAACUGUGUGGAUAUCAAUGAGUGCCUAAUGUAUCCAAGUAUUUGUGAUGAGCCUUCUAAAUGUGUCAAUACACCUGGCAUGUUUGAUUGUGUGUGUCCAACUGGAUUCAAAUACAACUUCACUUCAAAAAGCUGCAUUGAUGUUGACGAGUGCCAGGUGAGCAUGUGCGAGGGCACUUGCAUCAACAAUGUGGGCAGCUACAACUGUCAUUGCGAUGGCCGCCAGGGUCUCCGCUUAGCAGAUAACAAGCACAACUGUGAAAGGAUCCCAGUUUGUGUGCAUUUGUCUGACUAUAAAUACGCUGAGAUGUUGUACCUGGGGGAGCAGUUUGUAGGGCUUCCUGUGAUAUAUCUUCUCUUCCGUCUGCCAGAGACAACAAAGUUUGCAGCAGAGUUUGACUUCCGCACAUUUGAUCCAGAGGGAGUCAUUCUCUUCGCAGAAUCCUCCCAGGAUUCGUGGUUCAUGCUAGGACUACGAGGCGGCCGCAUCGAAGUCCAGUUCAAAACUCAGCACACGUUAAAGGUCACCAGUGGAGGCAAAGCCAUCAACGAUGGACAGUGGCAUGUGAUCUCUGUGGAUGAACUGGAGAAGAGCAUCAGUGUGAAGAUCAGCAAGGAAGCUGUAAUGAGCAUCACCAGUCCAGAGAGCCUAUUCACUGGGGUUAAUGGCAAACUGGAGACUAAAGUUUACAUUGCUGGUCUUCCCAACCGCACUAACAGCAUCAUAAAACCUAUCAACCCACGACUUGAUGGCUGUAUCCGAGGUUGGAACAUGAUGAACCAAGGAGCAUCUGGGGUGAAGGAGGUCAUCCAGGAGAAGAAAAGUAAACAAUGUCACGUUCAUGUUGAACGCGGAUCAUUUUUCACCGGUGAAGGCUUGGCACGCUUCAAUAUUGACUAUAAUGACUCUGGAAGCUGGAAGGUGGAUUUAAGGAUGAAUAUACGGCCUUCAAGCAGUACCGGUGUCAUCUUUGCUCUAGUUUCCAACAACAGAGUCCCACUGUCGCUGGCCGUGCUAACAGAGGGCGAAUAUGACGCUAACCUGCAAGUUUUCUUGGACGGCGUUUCGGUGGCUACACUGCACUCAAUGCUGUUGUGUUAUCCUGACCGAUUAACAGUGUUGCUGAGUGUAACUCAAACAGAAAUUUCAAUCUCAGCCAACUCAUCGACUGUCAAGAAAAUAUUGCCUGAUGCCCAGCAGGUGGCACUGCAGCACCUCAAUUCCUCCAUGCAGAACCCAGUCAGCACCUACAUUGGUGGGAUACCAGAUGAUGUCCCAUUGGAUUCCACCCCAGUAACAGCCUUUUAUCACGGCUGCAUGGACAUCUCUGUCAACGGCCAGAUGUUGGACUUUGACGAGGCCUUGAGCAAACACAACAGCAUUAAGUCCCAUUCCUGUCCUCCUGCUUUGACCUCAGAAACAGAUGCCCCUCAGCCACAUGGAGAGUGACCUUGAUUAACACCCCCGCCACUCACACUAGGCAGCAGUGUCCUCUCGCUUGUGGGAUAUUUAAAAUGUAGGACACGGAUUGGAGGAUGUAGGAGGUAAAAAUUUAUCAAGAAAAGGAGAUAGUUUUCAAAAGUCAUAGUUGAAUUUGCCACACCUAUAAUGCUUUGUUUCAAUUACGUGUGAUGUAUGACGACAGCUACUUUGCUGGAAGCUGGAUGAUGUACUUGUAACAUUGUUGCAAUCAAGGAAUUCCAAGAAAUGUUCGCUAACAGCAAAGCUCUGUAGCACGCAUAACAUGUGUUGAGCAAGAGAGUAGUGCUUGUUGCACAUGAAUACCAGGCUCUGAGGCCACCUGCUGCCUUGCCUCUGUCGCUGGUUGUCGAUGUGCUUAGUAUUCCCAUCGAAUCACUUGUUUGGAUGAAUAACUUGAAAUAAACAUUUUUAAAACAUUUUUUAACCAUCCAAAUU